UUAGACGGCCGCGAUCGCACCCAGCCCAUGCAAGGAGACACCCGACAGACAGUAAACGCUCAGCAAUGCUAACGCGUCCCGGUGGAAAAGUAUCGAAUAAAAAAACAACUUUUUCUUGCUUUGUUUCUACGCGAGAAUGCUGCGGACGAUAGCUUAAUGCACGGGAAACACUCCAAGCGAGGAAGUUUGGCGCGGCGUGUUAAAUUCGCUUCAAGGCAACCAUAAAAGGAGCAGAUGAGUCUUGCAUUGUUGUUUCCAAGUUGAACGCUGCUCUACUCAAAAGAAGAAAGAUGAAGAACACAAUGAUGACAAAAUGGUGGCGACAGACAAGGUUUCUGGUAAGCUGAGUUCCACUCUCUCAUGGGUGAAGAAGUCUGUGUCGCACACGGUCAGUCAGAUGGCUAGCCAGGUGGCCCCGCCCACAUCCCUGCCGACCUCCGCCUCCGCGCCGUCGCUGUCUUUGCCAUCCUCACCGCCUCAGCUCAGCCCCGAUGACGUGGAGCUGCUCGCCAAGCUGGAGGAGCAGAACAGGCUCCUGGAGACGGACAGCAAAUCCCUGCGCUCCAUGAACGGCUCGCGGCGGAACAGCGGAUCCUCACUGGUGUCCAGCUCCUCAGCCUCGUCGAACCUCUCGCACCUGGAGGAGGACUCGUGGAUCCUGUGGGGGCGCAUCGUCAAUGAAUGGGAGGAGGUGCGAAAGAAGAAAGAGAAGCAGCUUAAGGAUCUGGUCCGAAUGGGGAUUCCGCACCACUUCCGGGCCAUCGUGUGGCAGCUGCUGUGCAACGCCCAGAACAUGGCCAUCAAAGACCAGUACUCAGACCUCCUGAAGAUGACGUCGCCAUGCGAGAAGCUGAUACGCCGCGACAUCGCCCGCACUUACCCAGAGCAUGACUUCUUCAAGGAGAAGGACAGCCUGGGCCAGGAGGUUCUCUUCAAUGUCAUGAAGGCCUACUCCCUGGUGGACCGCGAGGUCGGUUACUGUCAAGGCAGCGCCUUCAUCGUCGGCCUGCUGCUCAUGCAGAUGCCAGAGGAGGAGGCCUUCUGCGUCUUUGUCAAGCUGAUGCAGGACUACAGGCUGCGGGAGCUCUUCAAGCCUAGCAUGGCGGAGCUGGGCCUCUGCAUGUACCAGUUUGAGUCCAUGAUCCAGGAGGAUCUCCCCGAACUCCACAUGCACUUCCAGGCUCAGAGCUUCCACACCUCCAUGUACGCUUCCUCCUGGUUUCUCACCAUCUUCCUCACCACCUUCCCGUUGCCCGUCGCCACCCGGAUCUUUGACAUCUUCAUGUGCGAGGGCUUGGAGAUCGUCUUCCGAGUGGGCCUGGCCAUCCUGCAGAUGAACCAUGCGGAGCUCAUUCAGUUGGACAUGGAGGGAAUGUUACAGCACUUUCAGAAGGUCAUCCCGCGCCAGCUGGACACGGGCCCAGACAAGGUCAUCCAGGCAGCCUAUCAGUUCAAGUACAAUGCCAAGAAGAUGAAAAAGUUGGAGAAGGAGUACACCACCAUCAAGACCAAAGAAAUGGAGGAACAAGUGGAGAUCAAAAGGCUGCGCACAGAGAACCGCCUGCUGAAGCAGAGGAUCGACACUCUGGAGAAGGAAAGUGCUUCCUUGGCAGAUAGAUUGAUCCAGGGACAAGUGACUCGGGCUCAGGAAGCGGAGGAGAACUACCUGGUCAAGCGGGAGUUGGCCACGCUCAAACAACAGAGCGAGGGGGCCGCCGCUCAGCUGGAGCAGGCCAACCACACCAUCAGGCAGCUUCAGCAGCAGCCGCAAGCGAAGGGGGCACUACGCUGCUCGGAGGAGGCAGUACUGCAGCUGGAGCGAGAGUUGGUGCAGGCCCGGCUGAAGGAGGCAGAGUCCCAGUGCGCGCUCAAGGAGAUGCAGGACAAGAUCCUGGAAAUUGAGAAGCGCAACACGUCGCUGCCGGAUGACACCAACGUGGCUCGACUGCAGGAGGAGCUGAUGGCUGUGACGGUCAGGGAGGCUGAGGCCCUCACAGGCCUCAAGGAGCUACGUCAGCAAGUUCGAGACUUGGAGGACCACUGGCAGCGCCACCUCGCGCGAACGUCCGGCCGUUGGCGGGAGAGUCCCAAGAAAAACACGCUGAGCGAGCUGCAGGACGAGCUGAUGAGCGUGCGGCUGCGGGAGGCCGAGGCGCAGGCCGAAGUGCGAGAGACUCGGCAUAGGAUGCUGGAGCUGGAGACCCAGAAUCACAUUCACGCCAACCAGCUGCGGCGAGCGGAGCAAGAAGCCCGAACCCUUCAGGAUCGCGUUGAGACGUUGACCACUCAGAACAAAGAUCUCCACUCGCAACUCCAGGAUGUCAAGCGACGACAAGCGGAAAUGGAAUGCAAGAGCAAAGAGGAGGUGAUGGCAGUGAGGCUGCGGGAGGCCGACAACAUGGCCGCCAUGGCCGAACUGCAGCAGCAGAUCUCCGAGCUGGAGAUUCAGAAAGAAGAAGGGAAGGUGCAGGGCCAGCUGAACCACAGCGACUCCAACCAAUACAUCACAGACCUCAAAGAUCAAAUUCAAGAGCUCAAACAUGAGAUCUGCUGCCUAAAGGGACAGCGCGGCGUCACCUCCAAACCGGCCGCCUUUGACGGGAUCCACAUCAUCAACAACUACGGGCACCACCACGACCCCGAUGACCCUCACGACGAGGGCUCGUAUCACUCUUCAGACGAGGACGCCACCAAGGACGACAGCGUAGGCGGCCGCCGCACAUUGCUCCAUCCCAAACUGGGUGACACGGACAGUGAGGAAGACGACGACGAUGAGGACAGCGAAGCUUUGAGGCUCUCCGUACCCCCCGCCGCUGCCAAUGUGGGAAAUCGCAAGUCCACCACUGUGUGAUGCAUGGAACUUUCCAGACUGGGGAAGUGAUUGUGACUUGGACAGUACUGAUCCUACAGAGACAGGGUUAGGAACAGGUAAGGAAUUAGUACCCGGUAAGAGACCGUUCAACAUUUUAUUCUCUAUCACACUUCAUUCAAUGGGAUUUUAUAUGAACAUGAUUUUAUAAAUCAACAACGCUACAGCGUGUGUGUGUGUAUGUGUGUAUUGUGGUCAUUUUAUUUUGUUGCCCUCACGUGAAUUAAAUGACAUUUCAAUUAUUUUUGAAUCUACCCGGAGACAAGCCAUCAUGAGAGGAAAUAAUCUGAAAUGGACCUAGGAGGCCUCUCCAAAUGGGCUGCGCGGGAGCGGAGAGGGGCAUCACACAAGGGAGAAAGGGGACGCUUGUUUGUGUUGUGUUUGUUGAUUUAAUGAUACUUGGUUGUAUUUCCAAAGUUAUUCUUUUUUUGUUCACUCCAUUUCACACACUUGGACAGCGACUUGGAACCACACUUUGUUUUUGACCUGGACUGGUCUGGUGCUGGACUUGUAGCCGUACUUUGGCUUUAACUUCAACCUGGAACAGGGCUUCAACUGGGAGUUGUACACAAAGUGGACUUGGACAUGGAUCUACACUUGUGCCUGGAUUCGGAUCUAUACCUGAUUGUUGACUUGUAACUGGACAUAUAACUUUACCACGACUUCAACAUCUACUUGGGACUGAACUUUGACUGGGCUUUGUAAACAGACCUUGACUUCAACCUGGACUGGAUUUGUGAACAUAUUUUUAAUUGGAUCUGGACUUUGACUUGAAUCUGCAUCUGGAGCAGGACUUUUACUUGCACCUGGAUUUGACUCUGCACCAGGAUCUGGACUUGUUCUUGUAUCAGGAUCUAGGCGUUUACUUGGACCUCAAUCUGGCCUCUGAAUUUGGACAAAAGUCAGAGCUCUAAAGCUGGAUCUGAUGUGGUUCAGAUAAUUUUAUCAGCUGGGUGUCAGUGAUGACAUCACAUUUAUCUGGUAGAUGUUUGGACAGCAUCAAUGUUCAACAUAUUUUUUUAAAGCACUUUGGGAGUCGGCCAUACAUUGCACACUCAUCCACGCACAGUUGAGCUUGUGCGCAAGGAGUUGACAAUAUAACAUUUGUUGAAUUUCUAUUAUGAACUGUUUAUCAUAAAAUGGCAGGCAGGCAGGAAAUAUUCGAAGGCUGCUGGUGAUUUUAAACAACAAAACCACAAAAGUCAGAUAACAAUCUGCCACUCAAAAAUCGAGUGCGUGUGAUUAUUGAGUGCGCCUUUAGAUCUCUGCUGUGAUUUACUGACAUGGAUUCCGUACAGCAGGGGUGUCAAACUCUGAAUGUAACCCCUUAUAAUCUCAGACUACAAGACUUUUUUUUGUAUCCAUUCACGAUCGUUGCCCUGUGAGACUACAAGACAAAUAUGUUCUGUGUGAUGGACUUAUUUUUUAAUAAAAGCCUUCACGUUUAAAAUAAAA
This is a messenger RNA of Syngnathus acus (greater pipefish), 4324 nucleotides long. RefSeq names its product ecotropic viral integration site 5b (gene evi5b). NCBI's taxonomy places the organism in Eukaryota, Metazoa, Chordata, Actinopteri, Syngnathiformes, Syngnathidae. The transcript has 21 exons. The record is from RefSeq and is a predicted model, not a curated record. The coding region runs from base 314 to 2851 and encodes 845 amino acids.